AUGUCUACACGGCAAAUGUCUCCUCAGCACCAGGAGAAGGGUGAACUUCCUCCCAACAAUAACCCGGCGCAACAGAAGAGAACGCCUUGGUAUCAACAACUUGAUUGGCUCAUGGUCACCAUGGUCCUCCUUGUUCCUGCACUUGCUGGAUUGAGCACCAUUUGGGUGCCUUUCCAAAGGAAGACCCAAAUCAUGGCAUUCUUUUAUAGUCUCACAAAGGGAUUCAGCAUCACCGGAGGCUAUCACCGUCUCUGGUCUCACAAAUCUUACAAAGCCAGCACAUCGUUACAAAUUUUCUUGAUGCUCUUCGGCGCUGGCGCCGGACAAGGGUCAAUCAAGCUUUGGUGCCGAGAGCACCGUGCCCAUCACCGCUACGUGGAUACCGACCAAGAUCCAUACAGCGUCCAGAAAGGACUCUUCUACUCCCACGUCGGCUGGAUCAUUUUCAAGGAUGACCCCGAUAAGAUCGGACGCGUGAACGUUGAAGAUCUAAAGCGGGAUCCAAUCAUUGCCUUCCAAGCCGACUACUACUGGCAGCUCUUCCUGCUCAUGGCCUACAUGGGCCCUACAUUCAUUGCAGGACUUGGAUGGGGUGAUUGGCUCGGUGGGUACAUCUAUGGAGGCCUACUCGGCACAGCACUCGUCCAGCAAAGCACAUUCUGCAUCAACUCGCUUGCCCACUGGAUGGGAGACCAACCCUAUGGGACAUUCAAGUCGGCUCGAAACUGCUUCAUCGUUGCGAUCUUGACGCUUGGAGAGGGAUACCACAACUUCCACCACGAGUUCCCCUCGGACUGGCGCAACGGUGUGCACUGGUAUGAGUUCGAUCCUACAAAAUGGAACAUUUGGCUGUGGACCCAGCUUGGUCUCGUUACCGACUUGCGAUUCUUCUCUAUGAAUGAGAUCAACAAAAGCAUGCUCCAGGCAUCGCAAAAAGAGCUCGAUAAGAAGGUUCAGACUGUUCAAUGGGGUGUACCUAUAGCAGACUUGCCUGUCAUGCUCUUGGAGGAUUAUUAUACACAGGCUCAAUCUCGAAACUUGAUCUUGAUUGAGAGGAUUGUAUAUGAUAUAACUGAGUUCCAUAAGAUCCACCCUGGUGGCGUGGGACUGAUCAAAUCGGGCAUUGGGAAGGAUGCAACGAGGGUGUUUAACGAUAUGUACAAGCACUCAAACGUGGCGAUGAACCUUCUUGCUGGCAUGAGGAUCGCGGUGGUUGAUGAGGAUAUGUAG
Molecule: messenger RNA, 1230 nt
Organism: Penicillium brevicompactum
Lineage: Eukaryota; Fungi; Ascomycota; Eurotiomycetes; Eurotiales; Aspergillaceae
Product: acyl-CoA desaturase
Exons: 2
Coding region: 1-1230 (409 amino acids)
Biological process (GO): unsaturated fatty acid biosynthetic process
Cellular component (GO): endoplasmic reticulum membrane
Molecular function (GO): iron ion binding; stearoyl-CoA 9-desaturase activity
Source: RefSeq, a predicted model, not a curated record